GUUUCAUAUUGUGAGUGAACCAUCACCAAUCCAAUUAACUCUAAUCGCAUUAGGAAGCCCCAAACUCCCCUUAUAAAAAUCUCCCAGAUCCGAAAACCGCCAAACACCAGCAUGGUUUUCAACUUCCGCGUGUACAAAAAGCAGUCCCCAAAUGGCAAACUCACGCUGUAUUUGGGCAAACGCGACUUCGUCGACCACAUCUCGGGGGUGGAGCCCAUCGAUGGGGUCGUGGUGGUCGACAACGACUACAAAGACCGCAAGAUCUUCGGCCAAAUAAUCUGCAGCUUCCGCUACGGCCGUGAAGAGGACGAAGUCAUGGGUCUCAACUUCCAGAAGGACCUCCACUUGGCCACUGAGCAAAUCUACCCCCCCAGCGACAAGCCCAACCCCUCCAAGCUCCAGGACCGACUUGUGAAAAAACUCGGCCCGAAUUGCUUCCCCUUCACCUUCACUCUCCCGCCCAACGCCCCCGCCUCCGUCACCCUCCAGCCCGGGCCCGAGGACGAGGGCCAGCCUUGCGGGGUCCACUACUAUGUUAAGCUCUUCGUGGGGGAGACCGAAACGGAUCGCUCGCAUAAGCGGAGCACCGUCUCGAUGGCCAUUCGCAAGGUGCAGUACGCCCCCUCGAAGCAGGGCCGCCAACCCUGCACGGUGGUCCGCAAGGACUUCAUGCUGAGUCCUGGAGAGCUGGAACUGGAGGUGACCUUGGAUAAGCAGUUGUACCACCAUGGCGAGAAAAUCGCCACUAAUAUCUGCAUCAGGAACAACAGCAAUAAAAUCGUGAAGAAAAUCAAGGUCAUGGUACAGCAAGGGGUGGACGUGGUGCUCUUCCAAAACGGACAAUACCGUUCCACUGUUGCUAGCAUCGAAACACAGGAGGGGUGUCCGAUUCAGCCAGGCUCGAGUCUGCAAAAAGUCGUCUAUUUGCUACCCUUACUCUCGGUCAACAAGGACAGGAGGGGGAUCGCCCUUGAUGGCCAAUUGAAACGACAAGAAACGAAUCUAGCCUCCACGACUUUACUGGCCUCACCUGACCAGAAAGACGCCUUUGGCAUUAUUGUUUCGUACGCUGUCAAAGUUAAACUGUAUUUGGGGGCUUUGGGGGGCGAAUUGGCCGCCGAAUUGCCCUUCAUUCUAAUGCACCCAAAGCCGGAUAACAAACCCAAAGUCAUUCACGCUGACAGUCAAGCGGACGUGGAAAUGUUCAGACAAGACACCAUCGACAAUGACAUUGAUGAAUAAAAUCAAAAAAUUGAAUAAAUAUUAUCAGCCUGACAUUUAUGUAUGUUAUAUAGUAUUUGUUUCAAAUUUCUAUGGACAGUCAAACUCUCUAGCUAAGCAACUGUAAAAUUUUUCACAGUUCAACUAGUCUAGUUGCGUGGUAACGCGUCGUUACCUAGGCAACGCAUAUAUACAGGGUAUUUCACACAACUUUACGAGGCUUGCGCCUAAUGUACGCACCCAAAUAUACAAAAGUCACAAAACACUGGAUACAAAAAAUACACAUUUAAUUAUUUAAUUUUUGGAAACC
Molecule: messenger RNA, 1531 nt
Organism: Tribolium madens (black flour beetle)
Lineage: Eukaryota; Metazoa; Arthropoda; Insecta; Coleoptera; Tenebrionidae
Product: arrestin homolog
Exons: 5
Coding region: 112-1242 (376 amino acids)
Biological process (GO): signal transduction; G protein-coupled receptor internalization
Cellular component (GO): cytoplasm
Molecular function (GO): G protein-coupled receptor binding
Source: RefSeq, a predicted model, not a curated record